Oryza sativa Japonica Group (Japanese rice) is the source of this 1769-nucleotide messenger RNA. Its product is annotated as serine/threonine-protein kinase 52. Gene Ontology annotation, biological process: protein phosphorylation. Gene Ontology annotation, cellular component: plasma membrane. Lineage: Eukaryota; Viridiplantae; Streptophyta; Magnoliopsida; Poales; Poaceae. Gene Ontology annotation, molecular function: ATP binding; protein serine/threonine kinase activity. The record is from RefSeq and is a predicted model, not a curated record.
UACUUCGCCUUCCCCCCACACCCCAAUGCGCUCUCACAUGGAGUCGUCGUCGUCUCCCCAAACACGACGACCUCGAACCGCCUCCGUCCCCGCCUCGCCAACCCGUCCCCUUCCCCUGUAGCCACCGCGACCACCACCACCACCACGCCGCGGCAUCCACAACGCCACCAGAGUACAGAGACGUUCCACCCACCCCGGGCCACCGAACCCAACCCCCCCAGCUCGCUCGAUCGAUCGCUAGCUCCGACGACAGGUUUGAGCGCGAUGAGGCAUCCCGGCGCGGGCGGCGGGAGCGGGGACGCCGGGUUCGUCCGGGCGGACCAGAUCGACCUCAAGAGCCUCGACGAGCAGCUGGAGCGCCACCUCGGCCGCCCCGCGGAGCGGGCCGCGUCGCAGCACGGGGGCAGCGGGAGCCGCCGCGGCGAGUCCGCCAGGCUCGGGCUCGGGGAGGAGCCGCCGCAGGCGCCGCACCAUCAGCGGCGCCGGGAGGACUGGGAGAUCGACCCCGCCAAGCUCGUCAUCAGAGGCGUCAUCGCCCGCGGCACGUUCGGCACCGUCCACCGCGGCGUCUACGACGGCCAGGACGUCGCUGUCAAAAUGCUUGACUGGGGGGAGGAUGGCCAUAGAUCAGAACGAGAAAUUUCUUCACUAAGAGCAGCAUUUGCACAAGAGGUCGCUGUCUGGCAUAAGCUUGAUCAUCCAAAUGUUACCAAGUUUAUUGGGGCUAUAAUGGGUGCAAGAGAUUUAAAUAUACAGACAGAACAUGGACAUUUUGGCAUGCCAAGUAAUAUUUGCUGCGUUGUUGUCGAGUACCUUGCCGGAGGUGCACUGAAAAAUUUUCUGAUAAAGAACAGGAGAAGGAAGCUAGCCUAUAAAGUUGUGGUCCAAUUGGCUCUUGACCUUGCUAGGGGAUUAAGCUAUCUUCACUCAAAGAAGAUAGUUCAUCGUGAUGUGAAGACUGAAAAUAUGCUCCUUGACAAAUCAAGAACAGUGAAAAUCGCUGAUUUUGGUGUUGCACGAAUUGAGGCUUCAAAUCCUAGUGAUAUGACGGGUGAAACAGGCACACUUGGUUACAUGGCACCCGAGGUUCUCAACGGCCAUCCUUACAACAGGAAGUGUGAUGUAUAUAGCUUUGGAAUCUGCCUAUGGGAGAUAUACUGCUGCGAUAUGCCGUAUCCUGAUCUGAGUUUCUCAGAGGUCACUUCAGCUGUUGUUCGUCAGAACUUGAGGCCUGAGAUACCGCGCUGCUGCCCUAGCUCCUUGGCCAACGUGAUGAAGCGCUGCUGGGACGCGAACCCGGACAAGCGGCCGGCGAUGGCGGAGGUGGUGUCCAUGCUGGAGGCGAUCGACACGUCCAAGGGCGGUGGCAUGAUCCCGACCGACCAGCCACAGGGAUGCUUCUCGUGCUUCGGUCGGCACCGAGGCCCCUGACGAACUUGAUCUGAUGGCGUCACUGAUAAUUUGUUAUCGCUAUAUCUCAGUGUAAUCUAAUCGCAUUCGCUAUGGCUAAUUUGAGGAGCUGUGUGAUUGAUGUAAAUGCCUUAACGGUCCAGCACCUCAGCUUCAUCGUCGUAUGAUCGCUGCGAAUCCUAAUGCUUGGCCUAUGAUAAGAUCGAGCUUAGAAGAGAUUAUUGUGACAGAGCUGCCGACGAAGUUUACAAUCUCAUCAUAUAUGGUCAUGAAGUAGACCCACUGUACUAUUGCAGUGUAAUCGACAUCUUUGCAGAAUGUUAAUAAAAGAACAAAAUCAGGAUGUAUAAUUCCGAGUA